Messenger RNA from Dalotia coriaria, 1380 nucleotides. RefSeq lists its product as uncharacterized. The transcript has 4 exons. The record is from RefSeq and is a predicted model, not a curated record. Lineage: Eukaryota; Metazoa; Arthropoda; Insecta; Coleoptera; Staphylinidae. The coding region runs from base 414 to 1244 and encodes 276 amino acids.
AUCGUUGAAUCUUGAUUAAAUUGCAUCAAAGUACACUCAUAAGCUAUAACAGAGUUUAGAUAACAUUUUGAUUUUUGAUUUAUCGGCGUACCGAAAAGUCUAUGAACUUAUUUCAUCCUGCAGAUGGUGGCAGGGACAAGAACAAGAAGUGCCAAGCUGGGCUAAAUUGAUGGUUGCCCGGGUUAACAUGUACCAAAUAUGGAGUAAAUAAUUAAAUAAAGUACAUACCUAUAUAGUAAAUAUAUGAGUAUUGCAAUAUUUUUUCAUGACUUUGGAACAUAUCUUAGAGAUCCUUUAUGACAUGUCUGAAAGAUUGCGCUGCAUUUGGUCGCGUAGCAACGACUAACAAAAUUUGUUUUAAAUGUUUUCUUGAAAUAUUUCACGAUUUCAAUAAGUAUCGAUAACAUCACGCAAUGAAUUUUCCCGAAAUGAAUGGAUUUCAAAUACCACGGAGAUUUGUGAAGAAUAAUGAGACUGCAAUAAGCAAUCUCUGCAGUAAAAGUUCAGCAAUGCUGCACGAUAUCCGAGAAAUCGUUGAAAAACUAAUGGACGGAAACGAUAUUAUGGUGGACAGCGAGUCUCCUGAAACUAUUGGCUUGUGUGAGAAAUUAAAAGUUGUUCUGACUGGUGCAAACCCAGAGCUCAACCUGACUCGUGAAGAAAUUCGAACAGUUCUGCUGGGUUUCCCGUUCGUAUUCGAUGUUCCAGUUCGAGUUUACAUCAUUACUAGAUGCGAACAAAUUAAAACUUACAAUUAUCUGUCGGACCAUUCGCAAAUUAAACAAUUUAUAUCGGAUGUAUUGUAUUUGGACUCGCAUGGUUUAGUUACUGACAUCUGGAUGUAUCUGACUGGUUUUAUUGAAAUUAUUAUUAUGAAACUAAGAAAAUGUGAAACUAAUCAGCAUAAAAUGGAAUUAUGCCAAUAUUUAGUUAUGUUUGGGAGUUCUCCAAGAAUCGGUGCAAUGGUUAUAAAAAGUCUGCAAAUGAUUUUUGAAUCCUAUUUUUACUACUUACACGGAAUCAUGGAGGCUAAGUUGAAACCUUCCGACACAGAAGUAGAGACGCUGAUGAUGGUCAUUCAUACUAUAAUUGAAAUACUUGAACAAAAUGGCAACGUCAAGAACUCGGGCGAAUUGCAGGAUAUUAAAAAGACUAUUGAAACCAUAUCACUUCUCAAAAAAGUAGUUCUUAAUCGUGUUUUUGUCGCAGAUAUCGAGUAUUGUCUUGGUUUAAUGCCACUUUAAGUUCAAACAAUGAUUGGGAUGAUUAUGUUUGUGAUAAUUACAAAAACUGCUAUUUAUGAUUUACGAUCAUUGUUUAUAAUGAUUUCAAUUUGUUAUCUAAUUAUGAAUUCUUAUAAAUAAAAUAUAAUUUCACAUA